Messenger RNA from Toxoplasma gondii ME49, 3867 nucleotides. Its product is annotated as transcription factor IIB, putative. Gene Ontology annotation, cellular component: motile cilium; ciliary basal body. The transcript has 4 exons. Bases 1324 to 1899 code for a protein of 191 amino acids. NCBI's taxonomy places the organism in Eukaryota, Apicomplexa, Conoidasida, Eucoccidiorida, Sarcocystidae. The record is from RefSeq and is a predicted model, not a curated record. Gene Ontology annotation, biological process: regulation of cilium beat frequency involved in ciliary motility; cilium assembly; positive regulation of cell motility.
CCACAUGGGCAGUACCCUUUCACUGGAAUUUCGUCGUCCCUUUACUGGCGAAACUCCUCUUCCUCCCGCUUUUCAGCCCUUACCUACUUUUUCCAUCCUUUGUGCCCUCCAGUCUUUUUCGGCAUGUGCUCUUCAUGCGCAAUACUUUGCGUGAUGCAUGCGAGUCGCGCUCAGUUCCCUGGGGAAGCAACUGAUGGCUGGUGUCAUACCAGGUGCUAACUCGAAUGCUGUCUUAUCUAUUCUUGCUGAACAGAUAGUUAUCACAGUUCCACUGUGUCAAGCCGAUAUUUUCAUCUACGUUGGUGUCGGCAAACAAUCUCAUGUUUUCGUAGCCAUUAUCUGCCACUCUGAACCGGACGGUGACGCAGGCCGUCUGCAGCAAUUUGCCGUAGACCUAGGGUAAAUAGACAUUCCCGAUCUUGAUCCCCAUCAAACACUCGUUUUCUGUACAUCAAUUUUUUCAAAUUCUGGCAUUUUGAUGCAUUGCAGCGUGGUAACACAUCAACAUUCGUAGCAAUGGUGGACUUGGCAGACUUUUCAUUGAUUGUGCGUAGGACUCAUUCGACCAAUGCAUGAGGUGCAACCCCUAGCAACGACCGAGUAUUCACUGGUCUGCCCCACCGAGUGGCUUGUCCAGUGUCGGAUCAACCCACGAACAGCUCUCGGUUUCUUUCUGGAAAAUUUUUGGAGUGGACUCAUGCAAUGGCGACUCCGCGAAAGUCUGCCAUCCAUGCUAUGAAAACAAUCACCCCAAAGACACUGCUGAGCAAGCGCGCUGUUUGCUUGUCUUAGAUGUAGUUGGCGACUUGCACGAAUCUCGCAACAGCGAACGCCACGUUGUUCCCAGCGAGUACCCGAAGCUCAGGGUGCGAUUUUGCUCGUCUGAGUCUUCCUCACUCCUUUAAAGAGCUCUGUUCAUAGUCGACCAAGUUCGUUUUUCUAUUUGCGGGAAACUUCUGACCUCUCUGAUGCCUCCUACGCGCGCUCCUCCCUUGCUGCCAUUCUGAGGUCUGUCUGGGUGACCUCUCUACUCCUUCAUUUGUAUAGUCUUUUCUCGAAGUAUCUUUCCUAUAUGUCGGGGACAUCGUGGUGUACGUAUUGGCUUUGUCCUUGAUCUCUGGAACAACUUCGGCUGUGAUGCUUUGCGACUCGUAGCGCGCGCGAAAUUCCCCUUUUCCGGCUCCUCGUGCGUUUGCCCGCCACUUGCAAUCUAUCGUACGGUUACCGAAUCUUCUUGCUCAUUUCGCUCUGCUGGAAGGAUUAAUUCCGGCACUUUUUCACUAGAAACCUUCUCCCCUUGAGGGAACAAAACCCGUGUCCAAAAUGUUUCAAAACGCGUUCCAGUCCGGGUUCAUCUCCAUACUCUACAGUAUCGGCUCAAAGCCUUUACAGGUGUGGGAUAAAUAUGUCCGCAAUGGACACAUUAAACGUCUCACGGACAAGGAUAUCCAGAGUUGUGUCCUUGAAGUCAUGGGCACCAACGUCUCCACCACUUACAUCGUCUGCCCUGCGGACCCUGAACAGACUCUCGGCAUCAAGCUGCCGAUUCUCGUUAUGAUUGUGAAAAACAUGAAGAAGUACUUCACCUUCGAGGUCCAGAUUCUCGACGACCAAAAUAUUCGGCGGCGAUUCAGAGCUUCCAAUUACCAAAGUACUACGCGCGUCAAACCAUUCGUGUGCACAAUGCCAAUGCGUCUGGAUGAGGGAUGGAACCAAAUUCAGUUCAACUUGGCAGAUUUCACGCGAAGAGCCUAUGGGACAAACUACGUGGAGACUCUACGAGUCCAGAUACACGCCAACUGCAGAAUACGGCGAAUUUAUUUCAGUGACCGCCUUUACGGAGAGGAGGAGCUUCCCGCCGAAUUCAAGCUCUUCAUGCCCGUACAGAAAUCCCAAUAAUGUCGAAAGAACGGCGCCUAUUAGAUGUGAUUUUCUUUGUGGCAGCUUUUGGGACUGCCCUCCUUUUGUUUUAUGAGUUCCCGAAGACGCCGGAUGCCGCAACGGGCGUUUGGGAUCUUUUUGCAUAUACUGAUACGCGUUUGAGCGUUUGCUGUUCCCAAUGGGGAGCAAAAACUAGUUUUUUUCACUGAAGAAAAUGCAUCGGGACACGUGGCAAAGAUCGAAUUUUGUGUUCGGUGACCCCCCGAAUGCCGCAUUCGCGUGGCAGCUAGCAAGGCGCCUUGAAAAAGGAGGUCCCUGACACGCCCCGGUAUUGUCGUUCUUUUCUAAAAUAUUGUAAGCGUAAAUUUCAGCAUGUCUUGUACAUUGUCUAAUUUGGCAGUCUUUUUUUUAUGGUGAACUGCUUGAGUUGGGCAGAAUGAACCUGCUCCUGUAUCUGGUCAUGAGGGUCAGCUGCUGGUGUGGAAACAUCAGGUGUGAUUCUUGUGUAAAUAACGUACAGCCGUAUGCUGGGUCUGUGCUUUGACUUUUGAAAAGGGAAUUGUUUGCGUAUUUUCCUUCAGCUCCAGAGACUAUCCGCUCGCUCGUUAGUUGGUGGUAGCGCUGCAAAAGAACGAAGCCUAGUAGCAAGUUCUCGCCGAGAAUGCCCCUCCCGUUUGUGCAUCUACCAUCACACUUGUCAGCUAGUACCUGUUUUUCUAUGCUACCCAUCCUUUUCGCACAGUGAUCAUCAGCACGAACGCGUCUGCUAAGGGUGGAAGCCGGUAGGCACACGAUUCCACUUGGGCGGCGUCACAUAGCACAACCUUCUUCAGAUUAGAAGGCCCUUUUGGACUAACCUGAUACUAGACGCAACGGUAGCUGGAUGACAACAGACCUUUUUGUUUACCUGAGAAUGCUAGAUGUUCGGAAGGCCAUUGAGUAACCAAUGUUAAUGGAGGAGGAACCUGAUGUGCAUGUGAGUGGUUCUAGUUUUGAUCCGCGUUCCAUGCUACUGUCAGCAGCUCACGGCGGGACGGGGACUGAACUUCGUUUUCUUCUGGUUUCCAACCACGGUCAUGAGGGAAACAGAUGCCUUCAGGUGCACGUGGUCAGCUGCGGAAUCGAGAGUGUGGUACGGUAUGCCAGUCAUGCCCCGGCACAACCUUCGCCAUCUACGAACUCAGCUGGCGACGUUUUUGCGAAGCAGUGGGUGAGCCUUUAGUGCUGCGGGGGUUGGUGACCUAAAUGAUAAGCACGCAUGACUGAAGUGCAGUAACUCGGCGAGCUGACGUUGGGCUUUCCUCUUCAGAUUCUUUUCUGUGACAGAAAACCCAGCUUGCCACACAUUGCAGAACCCAUGACAAAUGCCUUUGGUACCCCUGGACUUCACUCAUCGGCAGUCUAGUGUUUCUUUUGAGCCGCAGCCGCACCGGUAACGCUUAGCUACGCAUUCCCUUUCUGUACUUCUCUCGAGAAAUACAGUAACACCUCAGCAUUCCCUCCCGCGAACACCAACACGUUGUCUCCCCUCCGCCGCUUGGCACGGUCGAAAAAUCACCAACGAAUACGCCUGCGACUCUCGAGAAAGUUGGUUUCGCUCCUUUGUCACAGCCUCAGGAAAUGUCAUUCGCCAUCCAUCCGAUUGCCAAAUAAUCCGCGAUUUGUCCACCCGAACAUGUGAGAGAUCCUCUUUCGGUUUGUACCUUCUUAUCUCUUCAGUUUUAGCAGAACAGUAUUUUGUCAGGACUACAGUCAACCUAAUCACUUAGCACACUGUAGGGCCACAGGUUCAACAUCAACUGGCUUGUUUUAACUUCGUCGCGACAGUGUUACUGUAGUGAGAACAAUCGAAGCAAAAUAACAAACCGCUGCGGCCAGCGUGGGCGGGAGAAAGCGCUGAAUUGGGACUCCGACUCAGGUUGUAUCUGGCUGCCGCGUGGUUGUUGUCACCGACGAGAAAAAUAACGUUUCUGCUGCCGAGAUCCC